AGCAACUAAUUCUGGCUUUCAGUCUAGCCAGGAACGAGAAGUGGUGGAUCCACGCGCCCUUAAACGCAAUAAAACUAGUUUUAACUAAUUUAAAAAUUAAAGUAAAUAACAUUUAAAAAAAUGUUCAAUAAAGUAGUACCAGCUCUAGUCAAGUCAAGUUCCGACAAGAUCAAGAGAAUAUGCUUGUCUCAGGGGAGAUUUCGCUCCACGGUCGCAUCCACGCAAGGUGAUGAGGUUGAAGGAGGGAAAGAGAAGCAAGUUGAUGAGUGCACUGUGGUGAAAGCUGUUCAAGCGGACAUCAUCAUCCAAUCAAAAAAUACCACCGAUGCUCAAACACAGAAGAUCGAAAUCGACUUUGACAAUACUCAUGAAGCUUACAAAAGCAAAGAUAACAUUGAGCUGCUUAGAAGUCUGUUGGUCUUCAAGCUUUGCACAUUCGACUUCCUCGUUGACAAGAACAAGAUGUUGAUGGACCUUAGCAAGAAGGUAUUUGGCCAGUGGUUGUUUGAGAGGCUGAUGAAGAUGACGUUCUAUGGACAGUUUGUGGCCGGGGAGGACCACAACUCAAUCAAGCCUCUGAUCCAUAAGAACCAGGCCUUUGGCGUGGGGUCAGUCCUGGAUUACAGUGUGGAGGAGGACCUGACCCAGGAGGAGGCAGAGAAGAAGGAGAUGGAUGCCUGUGUGUCUGAAGCUGAGAAAGAAAGUCCAGGUGUUGAUCACCGUGAGAAGAAGUACAAGGCCCACCGUCAGUUUGGGGACCGUCGUGGGGGCGUGGUCAGUGCCAGGACAUACUUCUAUGCUGAUGAGGCCAAGUGUGACAACCAGAUGGAGACCUUCCUCAACUGCAUAAAAGCCUCAGGGGGGGCCUCUGUAGAUGGAUUUUCUGCCAUUAAGAUGACUGCCCUGGGCCGCCCACAGUUCCUGCUCCAGUUCUCAGAGGUGCUGGUGAAAUGGAGGAGGUUCUUCAACCUGCUGGCAGCACAGCAGGGGAAGUCUGGCAUGGAUGCACUGGAGCAGAAACUGGAACUGGAACAGCUGAAGGAGAGUUUGACUAAGCUGGGGGUUGGAAAUAAAGAUGACAUUGAGAACUGGUUUACUGGAGAGAAACUGGGCUCAUCAGGAACGAUAGACCUUCUGGACUGGAACAGCUUGAUUAAUGACAGAACAUCGAUCUCAAACCUGCUUGUCAUUCCCAAUGUUGAGACUGGUCAGCUGGAGCCUCUGUUGAGGAAGUUCACUGUUGAAGAGGAGAAACAGAUGAAGAGGAUGCUGCAGAGAGUGGAUGUUCUGGCCAAGCAUGCGGUGGAGAACGGGGUGAGGCUGAUGGUGGAUGCUGAGCAGACGUACUUCCAGCCGGCCAUCAGCAGACUGACCCUGGAGAUGCAGAGGAUCUUCAACAGAGAGAAGCCCAUCAUCUUCAACACCUACCAGUGCUAUCUUAAGGAAGCCUAUGACAAUGUGUCUGUGGACGUGGAGCUGUCCCGGCGUGAAGGUUGGUACUUUGGGGCCAAGCUGGUCCGCGGGGCCUACAUGUACCAGGAGAGGAGCAGGGCGGAGGAGAUCGGCUACGAAGACCCCAUUAACCCAGACUACGAGGCCACCAACCGAAUGUACCACAAAUGUUUAGAGUUUGUGUUGGAAGAGAUCGACCACAACAGGAAGGCUAAUGUCAUGGUGGCGUCACACAACGAGGACACUGUGAAAUUCACUCUGGAGAAGAUGAACCAGAUGGGUCUGUCACCCACUGAGAACAAGGUCUAUUUUGGACAGCUGCUCGGAAUGUGUGACCAGAUCAGCUUCCCACUAGGCCAGGCUGGAUUCCCAGUGUACAAAUACGUCCCCUACGGCCCAGUCAACGAGGUCAUCCCCUACCUGUCUCGCCGUGCCCUGGAGAACAGGGGCUUCAUGAAGGGAUCCCAGAGGGAGCGCAGCCUGCUGUGGAAGGAACUCAAACGCAGGCUGCUCAAUGGACAGAUCCUCUACAAGCCUGUGUACUAACUGAGCUGACUGACUGUCUGGCACACCAGCACUCUGCCCCUGUAAUACAUUCCAAUGUCUUAACCAAACCUGCCCUGCGCACAAUGGGGUGAAUACUAACUUCCACUUAAGUUGAAUUUUCACUUAGUCAUGCUCUGAUGUCAAUGGGAGCCUAAAGUGAAACAUUGACUGAAGUGGACGUUAGCAUUCACCCCCAUGGCUUUAGAAUGUACUGUAGGUAGGCUUGUCUAGAACUAAGAUACUCUCCUAAUACCAAAAGGCCCUCUGACUGGCUCUGCCUUUUGAUCUAUUGCUGCCAAAGGUGUCCUUAUUUUAUAUAAGAAUAUCUUAUCCACUGUGGUUUAGCAGCUUAUUCAGUGGCUUAUUGGCCAUUUUUAAAGUUGAGCUUUAUUCUUAAGCUAGCAUGGAAACUGUUUGAUUUGUUAACACUGCUUAUAGAGUCAUAUCAAUAUAACUAGUUGUCGUCAGGAUUUUUCUGAAUUUAUUAUGGCUCCUAUUUAAUGUGUCCAGUGUCUUUGUUCCCUCCAUGUUCAGGAACGGUAUGUUUUGUAAAGAUUUAGUUAUUUAUCAUUUCAUUAAACUGCUUUGAAACCCUU
Molecule: messenger RNA, 2594 nt
Organism: Salmo salar (Atlantic salmon)
Lineage: Eukaryota; Metazoa; Chordata; Actinopteri; Salmoniformes; Salmonidae
Product: proline dehydrogenase 1, mitochondrial-like
Cellular component (GO): mitochondrion
Molecular function (GO): FAD binding; proline dehydrogenase activity
Source: RefSeq, a predicted model, not a curated record